Cornus florida is the source of this 898-nucleotide messenger RNA. RefSeq names its product protein ELF4-LIKE 4. The record is from RefSeq and is a predicted model, not a curated record. Gene Ontology annotation, biological process: entrainment of circadian clock; positive regulation of circadian rhythm. Lineage: Eukaryota; Viridiplantae; Streptophyta; Magnoliopsida; Cornales; Cornaceae. The transcript is spliced from 2 exons. Bases 371 to 715 code for a protein of 114 amino acids.
AGACUACAGAGAGAUCCGGAUUCGUAAGCACAAAUGAAUGAAGGGGAGAAUCCCGUUGGUGAAGUAAACGAGGAGAGAGAAACAUCUAGAGAGAGAAACAAUAUAACAAUAGGGUACUCCGUCUGUACUGUCAAAUCUCACACGUAUCUACUCUUUAUCUCUCUCUCUUUCUCUCUCUGUCUAUCUCUCCUGUUCAUGAUUUCAGGGCCUCUGUUCAUCCUCAGCUCCCUCCCCAGACAGACGGAGAUUUGAUUCCACCGCUCACCUUUCCCAUACUUUCUCGGGAAAUUUCACUUUUUCUCUUUCCGGAAAAAUGUCCCACAAUUUCCAGAAUUGGAGUGGUUUUGAGUGAAUUGAAGUUUUAACAGAUAUGGAAGGUGAUAUAUUUUCUGGCAUUGGUAAUGGAACACAAGUAGAUGGCCAAGUUUUGCAGACAUUUCAGGAGAGCUUUGUGCAAGUACAAAACAUUUUGGAUCAGAACAGGUUGCUAAUCAAUGAGAUUAACCAAAACCAUGAGUCUAGGAUCCCCGACAACUUAACCCGAAACGUGGGCUUAAUUAGAGAGCUCAACAACAACAUUAGAAGGGUGGUGGAUCUUUACGCUGAUCUUUCGACCUCCUUUUCCAAAUCCAUGGAAGCUUCAUCUGAAGGAGAUUCGAGUGGGACUAUAAAAUCGAAUGGGAAAAGUGGUCAGAAGAGAAUUAGGUCCGGGUAAUUGAUUAAACAAUCAUCUUUAACACUUUCUGCAAGAAAAAGAAGUGAUUUCCAUCCAUGGCUGGUAUAGUUUGAUUCCAAAUUGUAACUUCUCAUUAUCGGUAAUUUGCACUUUAGUUUCACCUUUGUUGUCAUCAAUUUUCUUCAUAAAUAAUAGCUUCAGACAUCAUCCUUUUUAAUUCUA